AUUUCUAAACGAAUGCUUUUAAAUGACUUCAUUAGAUAUUUAGUUGAUUUGUUGAUCUACAGGUAUACUGGUAUACAAGGAACUGCUUUUAGUAAUGAACUACCAGUGCUUCACUAACAAACAACUCAAUGCACUUGUUUUUAAAUUUAAUAUUUUUUAAAAUGUAAUUUUUCUAAAUAAAUAAAAGGAUUUUUGUCGAAAUUAUUUAAUAUUUUUUUAUGAAAAAGUGUUUUUAGACUUUAUUCAGAUAUACAUAUUUUUGUGAAGAUUUAUAUCGAAGUGAUUGUUAUAGUGAUGGGAUGUCCACUGCCGAAGCCGCCGACCACUGAGUACAAUACGGCUACUAACAGGAAUACACCCACCAAUACAAACCAAUCGGAUCAACCACUGGCUGAUCCAAGAUUACCAUUAAAUGUAAGACAAAAGUUUAAUAUUUCAAAAUCAUGGAAAGGUAUCGCACGUGCUAUGGAACGGACGGGUAUUACUAUGUUUGUCAAAUUGUUUGAAGAUAAUAGAGAUUUGUUGAGUCUAUUUGAGAAGUUUCAGACAUUGAAGACUCGGGAGUCACAGAUGGAGAGUAUGGAACUCGCAGAACACGCCUCCCUUGUGAUGACCUCUUUAGAUGAAGCCAUCAAUUCACUCGAUAACGUCGACUAUUUCAUUGAAUACCUGCACUCAAUCGGAAAACUACAUCACAAAGUGCCAGGAUUUCAAAAAGACUAUUUCUGGAAAAUUGAGACACCAUUUCUGGAAGCAGUGAAAGAGACUUUAGAUGAAAGAUAUACUGAAAAUAUGGAGAAUAUAUAUAAGAUAAUCAUUAAAUUCAUAUUACAAACACUGGUUGAUGGAUAUGACUCCUCCGGUGGAGACAAGAAGGAUGCCAUCACCACAAAGACUAUUGAAGUCAAUGUCGAUGUGCCAAAUGAGUCGUGAUUUGCGAAGAUAUCAUUGUUGCCAUUCAAUGUACAUAUGAUUUCAUUAGUAUCAAUGAUAUGGUGUCAUAUAAACUAAGAGCUCCCAAAACAAAACAAAUUGUGUAUAAAAUCUCGUCAAAAGCCGUCUUCACUUUCAAAUUGAUAAAAAAACUGUAUUAAUAACUAAGUUUGAAAUUUGUUGCAAUUUUAUCUUUAGAUUCAACUUUUAUAACUAUAUUUAAAACAUAUUAUAUUGAAUUUUUUUG
Messenger RNA from Oppia nitens, 1180 nucleotides. Its product is annotated as neuroglobin-like. NCBI's taxonomy places the organism in Eukaryota, Metazoa, Arthropoda, Arachnida, Sarcoptiformes, Oppiidae. The transcript is spliced from 4 exons. Gene Ontology annotation, molecular function: oxygen binding; heme binding. The coding region runs from base 295 to 933 and encodes 212 amino acids. The record is from RefSeq and is a predicted model, not a curated record.